CAGGGCGUCGCGACGGCUCCAGACGCGACAUACGCGCAUAGCUGAAAAUGUGACAUCGAAGGACGUAGCGGUUUUCUUAUCACCAUCGUUGACAGUUUUUUCAAUUUCUGUGAAAGAUCGCCAAAACUUCGAAGGCUGUCGCGAGGAUUUCCAAGACGGUUGCUUCUUGUGUAUCGUUGGUAUUUAUGGUAAUUGCGUAUCGUGACGCACAGUGAAAAUGUAACUGAAGGGGCAGGCACGAUCGUUUGUGACAAGUUCCAAGGUGAAAGCCUGUUCUCAGUGAAUUGGACGAUUACGUUAAAAUUAAUUCGUCAUUCCGCAGACACGCCUUUUUCAUCGCCUAAAGGAUUACUACCAACGUGAUGAAACUUCACGAGAAAAAGGAGUCCGGAAUACACAGAGUGCAGGAGAUUCCUUUGGAGGAGUUGGAUCUGUCGAAGGAGUAUGAAGUGGAGAAGACGCUCGGCGAGGGUAGUUUCGCCAAAGUUUUACUAGCGACUCAUCGAGCGACGCGAACGAGAGUCGUGCUGAAAGCCGUCCAUCAAGAACUCACUACGGAGAAGGACUUUUUCCGCGAAUUUCACUACUCGUACCAUUUGAGCCCGCAUCCGAAUAUAUUGUGCUCGUACGCGGUCGCGUUCAAAGCGGAGAAGUGUUUCGUUUUCGCGCAAGAAUACGCUCCUUACGGAGAUCUAGCGGGCAACGUGAGAGCCGGAGGGUUGAGCGAGGAAGCGUGCAAAAGGAUCGCCAGCCAGCUCUGCUCCGCUCUCGAUUUCAUUCAUUCGAAGCAGCUCGCACACCGAGACAUCAAACUGGAAAAUGUACUGGUGUUCGCGCUCGACAUGUCCAAGAUCAAACUGUGCGAUUUCGGGUGCACGAGGCGCGAAGGAACUCUCGUUAACAAGAUCCGAUGCACUUGGCUACCCUUCCAACCACCCGAAAUCUACGAAAUAGUGAAAAACGAGAGGUACGCAUGCAAGAGGAGCGCCGAUUGCUGGCAAUUCGGCAUCGUGCUGUUCGUCUGCCUGACUGGAAAUCCACCGUGGCAGACUGCCGAUCUGAUUCAGGAUCCGGAAUAUUCGGCCUUUCAAAGGUGGCUGAAGAGAAGAACCACCAAAGUUCCACCAACGUUCAGACGAUUCACGCCCAGAUUACUGCGAUACUUUAGGCGGACGUUCGAGCACAAACCUGAAAAAAGGCCGCACGUAACCGAGAUCAACAAGUAUCUGAAGGAUUCCUGGUGCGUAAACAAAAUCAGUCACAGCGCCACGUCCACGUUGGUAGACGCUAGCGAAGGAAUACCGAGGAGAGGCGACAGUCUACUUUACCUGGACACCGUCCUAGACGACCAACGAAACGUCGACGAGAACAAGAACAAGCUGAGGAAGCUUCUGAAUAGUUACGGCCUGGAGACGACGAUCGAUCAGAAAGUCGUGACCAAGAGGAUCUGGGAAUGGGUGAUGCAGUGCGAUUCGAACAUCGCGGAGCCGGCAUUCGUCGGUAGCCUCGGGACAGAAACCAUGUGAGGGAUGGUGAAAGCUUCUAGCGAACCUUGCCUUAGAAGCGAUCGUCAGGAACGAAAGUACAGUUUCGGUGGCUUCGAUGCUGCCCGCGACGAAGACACUUCGUCGUCCCUACAAUGUGCCAAAGCAACGUUCGAAAGAGCGGCGACGAACUCGCCAUCGAUCUUCCAUUAGGUCGGUGCAUCGUCGCUUCCGCACAGCGGCGUCGCGUCGAAUUUCCACCGACGGCCGAUAUGGACGCGAAAAAGUGUGAUAAUCCUUCUAUCAUCUUCCUCCACUCGUUACACAUUUCUUCCUUUGUUUCCUGCUCAUCGUGCCCAUUCGACUCAUUCGCGUAACGCCGUUCUUCUCAUUUUCCUUCCUCUUUUCUUCCUUUCCUCGCUAGAUUCCUCGCUACAUCAAUCUUCUCUACGAGCGGACCAAUUAUCGACAAAUGUAUGUGCGUAUAUACACAAACAUGUAUAUAUUAUCACGUACGGGCAUCUUUUCGUACACUUCCUCUCCCGUGAACGAAUCUUCGACGACGAGAAUCGCCUAAAAACUGUAGGAAAUAGCCGAGUGCGAUGAAGGCGAAAUUACGGGCGAUUCUCUUCCUUUCCAGUAAAGAAUACGAAACGUAUGUGAUAAAACAAACUCGUUAAGACUGCGGCGAAUGCGAGCGUAACUGCGAUCGGUGUUUUCGGUGUCGACUAUAGAGACAAUAAUGACUGCGGAUUUCCUAGUAAUUUAUUACGUUAUGAUAAUUAUACUGUAGUUUAACGAACGGUAACCGGUAGGGGUCACUGUACGAGGCCUUGCGUGAAAUCGAACAAUUCGUUCCAUCGUGUAAACGUAUGAAGAUUCGAGAAAGAAACAGACGAAGAACGUUCUAAACGCUCGAGACGAAGAUGGAGCGAAUUUGGAAGAACUCGAACAGAGAUUAAGCGGUAUUUAGUGUCGUUAAGCGAUAUAACGUAUGUAUACACAUAGCGCGCAUAUAUUCUUCUAGCAAUUUAUCGGUAGAAGGAGCGAUUAUAUAGAAAUGAUCGAUGGUACACAAUUUGGUAGAGCUACAUUACCACAAAACAGCAAGCUACACAUACGUAACACGGUUCUUCCCCCGCGUGACGCGAAAUUUGUAUGUAAUUAGCAAACUUGUAGAAACGUUACGAACGAUAAACAAAACAGAUAGAAGGGAAGAAGUACGAAGUAUGAACAACGCGUUAGACCUCCGUUAACGCGAAGCAAUGUUUUCUAUAUAAACGAUAUCGAAAUAAAUACAUUAAACAUAAA
Molecule: messenger RNA, 2795 nt
Organism: Bombus terrestris (buff-tailed bumblebee)
Lineage: Eukaryota; Metazoa; Arthropoda; Insecta; Hymenoptera; Apidae
Gene: meng
Product: serine/threonine-protein kinase meng-po
Exons: 2
Coding region: 363-1526 (387 amino acids)
Biological process (GO): peptidyl-threonine phosphorylation; peptidyl-serine phosphorylation
Molecular function (GO): protein serine/threonine kinase activity; ATP binding
Source: RefSeq, a predicted model, not a curated record